AUGCCGACGUUCCGCAAGUCCGUGUUCGCCGCCAUCUGUCUGAUCGCCUUCGUCUACCUCCUCCGAUCGACCCGACCAUCCGACAUCCCCGGUGCGCCUGGAUAUAAACCUGUACCGGACAUCUUCACAGAAGAACAAAACGCGCUACGGAAUCCGAGGAGAAACGGCAAAUCAAGCCUGCAACAACCGCUCGCUCCGCCGCCGACGGCCCCGUUACGCGAACGCUUGCGCUUCCAAUUCCCCUACAACCUCGAGACCCAAUUCCCCGCAUAUAUCUGGCAGACAUGGAAAUACGCCCCAUCAUCAAAAUACUUCGAUGCCGAUCUUCGCGACAUGGAGGCAUCAUGGACGGAGAUGCACCCAUACUUCAUGCACCAGGUUAUUGGCGAUGAUACCCAGCGCCACUUAAUCGAGUACUUGUACGGUUCAGUGCCGGAUGUCUUCGAGGCCUACGAUUCCUUGCCGCUGGCGGUGAUGAAGGCAGAUUUCUUCCGGUAUCUUGUGCUCCUUGCGCGGGGUGGAAUCUACAGCGACAUUGAUACUCGAGCUCUCAAGCCUGCUCAUUUCUGGCUACCCGAGGACCUCGAUCGCAAGACUAUCGGUUUCAUGGUCGGCAUUGAAGCUGACCCCGAUCGACCGGAUUGGCAUGAUUGGUACACGCGCCGCAUCCAAUUCUGCCAAUGGACUAUUGUUGCCAAGCCGGGCCAUCCGAUUUUGCGCGAUAUGGUCGCGUACAUUACGGAGGAAGCGCUGCGCAUGAAGAGAGCUGGUAUCCUUAAAGUGGGCAAGAUGGAUAGGACGGUCAUGGAGUUUACCGGUCCAGGAGCCUGGACUGAUGCUGUGUUCCGCUAUUUCAAUGAUCCGGACUAUUUCAAUAUCUUGCCUGGGGACAAGAAUGUCGCUUAUGAAGAUUUCAGUGGUCAAACUACGCAUCGCAAGGUUGGUGACGUGGUUGUUCUGCCCAUUACGAGCUUCAGUCCUGGUGUUGGACAGAUGGGUGCAGGUGAUACCGAUCACCCGAUGGCCUUUGUGAAGCACAUGUUCGAUGGAACAUGGAAGACGGACCCAUCAUUAUAA
Messenger RNA from Penicillium argentinense, 1077 nucleotides. Its product is annotated as glycosyltransferase family 32 protein. Gene Ontology annotation, biological process: protein N-linked glycosylation. Gene Ontology annotation, cellular component: mannan polymerase complex. The coding region runs from base 1 to 1077 and encodes 358 amino acids. Gene Ontology annotation, molecular function: alpha-1,6-mannosyltransferase activity. The transcript has 2 exons. Lineage: Eukaryota; Fungi; Ascomycota; Eurotiomycetes; Eurotiales; Aspergillaceae. The record is from RefSeq and is a predicted model, not a curated record.